This is a messenger RNA of Torulaspora globosa, 3546 nucleotides long. It is a transcript of the gene UBP12, whose product is annotated as putative ubiquitin-specific protease UBP12. The transcript has a single exon. Gene Ontology annotation, molecular function: cysteine-type deubiquitinase activity. The coding region runs from base 1 to 3546 and encodes 1181 amino acids. The record is from RefSeq and is a predicted model, not a curated record. Gene Ontology annotation, biological process: protein deubiquitination. Lineage: Eukaryota; Fungi; Ascomycota; Saccharomycetes; Saccharomycetales; Saccharomycetaceae.
AUGAUCAGCGAUGAUAAAACGUGUCAAACAAUCGAAGCAUCUGAGGAUGCAAUGCUUGAUGCCUCCAGUAAAGAUGGUGGAAAAGCUGUAGAAAGAGCAGAAGAAGCUGGAAGAAGAGAUGAAUCUCCUGAUAUACUGACUCUGGAAAGCCAACGUGAGAUCAUAUCUAAGAUUUUAAAAGAUCACUCUGAGCUAGCGCGAGAAGGCGACGAAAUGUGUAUUAUACCGCAAUUAUGGUACGAUAAAUUCCUGGAUGAAGAGAUCAGCGAUUCGACCGAGCUGGGACCUAUGGAUACAUCAUCCAUUUGUCGAGAUUAUAAGAACUUUAUCCUUGAGGACUAUGAGCGGCGUCCGUAUCUGUCAAUCCCAAGGUCUGCUUUUGAAAAAUUGGUUGAAUGGUACGGCUUGACAGCACGGUCGCAGCCAGUGACGACCGUCUUAGUUCAUGAUUCAGAAGCCGGCGGCCUGGUCACCGAAUACAAUAAAUGCAUUUUGAAAAUUCAUUAUUUGGUGUUAAGCAGUGAGGAACGGCGGUACGCUAACGAACAUCCGAUAUACAUCACGACUUCCCGGCUGUCGACAGUAGGAGACGUGUUGGAAGAGAUAUAUCAAGCGUUUUAUCGCAAGGAGUCUCAUCUAGGUGUAGAUAAUAAAACCAAAGUGUGGUACGUUAAAGAUUCAAGCACGGACAAUCGAGAUAGCGUUCUUUCGUUAACCUAUAAGUUGAAUCCGCUCCAGUUCAUGGAGCUGCCAGUGAAGACCCUGGUGACCUCUCAGCUCGAAAAGUACACAUUGAAGAAAUUGGAGAUCACAUCAGGCGAUUUCGUGGUAGAAGUUAAACAGAGGGGACAAAACUACCACUGGUUGUCGAACUAUUUUAUUUAUAACAAGCUUAAGCCUUCGGAAGGAACUAUUGGGUUAAGCAAUUUGGGUAAUAGCUGCUACAUGAACUCGGCAUUGCAAUGCCUUAUGCACAUCCCUGAAUUACGGGAUUAUUUUCUUUACAAUGGCUACGAGAGUGAAAUAAAUAUUGAAAACCCACUUGGCUACCAAGGGCACAUUGCUAAAGCAUUUUCCAUGCUUGUACAGGCGCUUUUUAUGGAUUCCAUUGUGCCGCGUAACACUGCAUUCUCUCCCACCUCUUUUAAAUCCACAAUAGGGCAUUUUAACAGUAUGUUCUUCGGCUAUAUGCAGCAGGAUUCACAAGAAUUCUUGGCCUUUAUACUGGACGGACUUCACGAAGAUUUGAACAGAAUCCGUGAUAAACCAUACCUCGAGAAGCCGUCGCUAACGCCGGAAAUGGAUGCCGAUGAUCCAAAAACUGUCAAAAAACUCGCUGACGAUACAUGGAAGAUGCACCUCCUACGGAAUGAUUCUAUAGUGACCGAUCUUUUCGUUGGGCUUUAUAAAUCCACACUUGAAUGCCCGCAAUGCGAAACAGUCUCUAUUACAUUCGACCCCUAUAACGAUCUCACUUUACCAUUGCCAGUCAAUGCAACAUGCUGCUUGAAUAUCAAGGUAUUUCCACAGAACUCUCCGCCAUGUAUUAUCAAAAUCGAGAUAAGCAAAACCGCUUCUUACCAACAGCUUAAAACAUAUGUUGGAGAAUACGCAAAGAUUGAGCCAAGCAACCUUUAUGGUUGUGAAAUAUUCAAUCACCAGUUCUGCAGCAACUACGAAUCUCCAGAAACAAUGUCACAUUUUCUUCCAGUACAAGAACUGAUAUCGGAUCCUGAGGACGUUAUAUUUUACGAGUUGGUAGCCUCCCCUACAGAUAUUAUAGUUCCGGUUCUAAACACAAGGAUAGAAGAAGGCUUUGAAACCGCCAGUUUGUUUGGAGUACCAUUUUUCAUUGUUCUUUCAUCCGACGAGGCUAAAAACCCGGGACUCAUUAGACUCAAGUUGGAGAAGUACUAUACAAACCUAAGUGGAGGCUUUGUAGAAUUUCCUCUAUCAACCAUGAACGAAGUGCCAUCAAUCGAGUCUCGUCCUCUGCUUCAACAAAAAUACAAUAGGGAUGAGUUGUGCGCUCAUGAAGAGAUAUUUAGAUAUUCUGCCACUGACACUGCGAAUCUCGAUGGCUAUUUCUCGAUUAAGGUGCUUCAAAGCAGCAAGUUGAAACCAUUCGCGAGAGUACCAUCAACUGAAAGCGAUUCGCAGUUUUAUAUUCCUACCUCUCGUUUGAACCUAAAGGAGGCAAGCAAUAUCAAUGAGCUCCUAGAUCCUAUUGUCAGAGACAUCUACGAUUACUCCAAUUUCGAGAAACGUUUCACGAGCUGUGGUGAAAGUGAAAACCACCUUGAGCAGACCAACAAUCAUUAUUCAAGUGAGGCUGCUUGCGAAGACCAAAUUGGUUCCGAUAUAGAAAUUGACAGCGUAGGCGCUGCAGAAGAUAUGGGUAAAUCCCGUGAAGGCGAAGAGGAUGAAAUGAACCGUAAGCCCGAUGCGGAAAUAAAUGCCAUUAUUCAGCCUCGAGAUAUCAUCUUGUGUGAGUGGACUACUUCAGGUAUUGAAGAAGCCUUUGCCCAAGACAAAGAUAUUGAUUGGGAACAUCCGGCAGAAUUGGUGAACAAGGAAAUUACCCGUGGAUCAACACAAGAAGGUAAGACGAAGAAAGAAAAUAUUACUUUGUAUGAUUGCUUAAAGCUUUUCUCGAAGAAAGAGGUGCUUUCAAUGGAUGAUUCAUGGUAUUGUCCAACAUGCAAGGAACAUAGACAAGCAAGCAAACAAAUUCAGCUGUGGAAUACUCCAGAUAUACUACUCAUACAUUUGAAAAGGUUUGAAAAUCAGAGGUCGUUCAGCGACAAGAUUGAUGACGUUGUUCACUUCCCAAUUGAAGGACUUGACAUGGGCGAAUAUAUUGUUGAAAGUGACUCCAAAGGUUCCAUAUAUGACUUGAUAGCAGUUGACAAUCAUUACGGUGGCAUUGGCGGUGGUCACUAUACGGCGUACGUUAAACAAAACGACAAGUGGUAUUACUUUGAUGAUUCUAGAGUCACUGAAACUGACCCCCAGCAUAGUAUUGCCGGUUCGGCCUAUCUUUUGUUCUAUUUGCGCCGUACAGGCAAUGGGAAGGUUGGAGGUGAAAAAUUGCAAGCAGUACUAAAUGAAUCUCGGAGGGAGCAUGAUCUUAAAAUGCAGAAGAUGCAAGAGCAGCAGUAUGCACUAUACGUUACCAACAAAACUGAUGAGGAAGAGGAAACAGACGAUGAAAGCAACGCGUCUGAUGAUUCAAAUGAUGAUCAUCUCAGUGAUGCCUGCUGCAAUGCACAGCCGAGUAUUAAUAACUCAGCUAGAGGUUUUGUGUCAAGGCCCAGUCAGCGCAGUAUAGCGAGCUUAGAAGUUGGUUCGGCGAAUAGAGAGCUCGCCGAAGGUCUAGAGAAUAAUCUUGGGAGACGCAAACUGCGCAAAACACAUACAGCACCCUCAACAAGCAACUCGCCAGCAUCAUCAGUUUCGUCGGAUGGUGCUGAAAGCAUUAGCGCUGUGCUCACGGGAUCUAAAAUUAAUGAUGGAGUCAUAGCUCAAUCACCGGCAAAAGAAUAA